AUGGGGUACAUAAAAAUAUUGACCGCUGUCUUUGGACUACAAUCAUGGAUUAUAUUGUUAUUAUCGGCGGAUCAGCGUCUCAAAAAACGCGUCUCAAAUUGUUCUUUCACAGAGAUAGAGGGCGAAUGGUACGUAGAUUGCUCUAACAAGAAUCUACAGAAUGCACCGAACUUCUCAAAUCGGACUUAUCCAAUUGUUGGAACAGACUUAUCCAUAAAUCACCUGUCCAAGUUUCCUUCACAUCUACCGAAGACACUGAAGUAUCUAAAUGUCUCAGCAAACAGCUUGGACAGAUUGUCGAGACACGACAUUCGUGAGUAUCCACACUUGAUUGAAUUACGAAUGUCCAAAUGCAAACUUAAAGCUCUGGAGUUUCACUCACUUAAUGGAAGCCAGUUAAGAUAUUUGGAUGUUUCUGGCAACAGAGAACUGACGUUGUCAGUGUUAAAGAACAUUUCUUGUGAUCUAGUGGAUAGCUACAUAGAAACCCUCAUCCUCGACGAGCUUCAAUGCCCAAUCGGACCUAGUAUUGUCCUAACUGCAGAUCACGUCAAGUGUCUGAGAAACACCAGUCUGAAAACGUUAUCAUUGGCAUCAAAUAGAAUUGUCUAUUUAGACUGUCAUGUGAUAGCGACACUCCCAGAGUCUUUAACUGUGCUUAAUUUCAGCGACAACAAGUUCACUUUGGGGUUGUAUGUUUUUCACCUACAUCUGCUGAAAUCAAUAAAAGUUCUAGACUUCAGUUACCAAUCUCGUAUACCUGUACAAAAUUUUGAAAAUAUUAAAUGUGCAUAUAGAGAGAAAAAUUGCAAUGCAGAGGAAACUGAGCGAGAACGAAGGGAGCUAAAUCCAAAGGUAUACGACAUUAAACCAGUCAACUAUACAUUUUAUCUUCCACAGUCAUUGGAAAAAUUGUAUCUUCACGACUGUAAUUUCAAAUUCAAAUUGAAUCAUUACAUUUAUAAGACUGGAGAAAACCUAUCUUAUGUGACCCUUGGAAACAAUAAAUUCUAUGAAUGGAACACUACGUUGUAUGGAAUACAACCAGUAAAAUAUUUAGACAUGUCUAACAAUUUCUGCACAAAUAUUCAGCAAGACUUUUUUGCAGAUGGUAAAAAUUUAAUUUUCUUAGACUUAUCUAAGAAUAUAUUAGGUGACAGCUUUGCAAAAGACAUCAAUGGACAUAUUUUGAGACCCCUGCAGAGUCUAAAUAUUCUUAAUAUAUCCCAGAAUAAAAUCACGAUCUUGCCACGUGCACUGUUUCAGUCUACGGUCAAUUUAAGGGAGCUGAGACUUUCCCAUAACGAGAUCACAAACUUUGAGGUUAUGAUUCACCAUAUGAAACACUUGUCUCUCCUGGAUAUUUCUCACAACCAAAUCCAGACCCUAACCACAGAUAUUCAGCAAGCUAUAGAUGGAAUAGCAAGCAUGCAUCCGAUAAAAGUAAACUUAUAUGGGAAUCCUUUAAGUUGCAGAUGUGAACAUUUAGAUUUUAUUGUAUGGCUUAAUCAACACAACAACAAUAUUGUCUUUAUGAAUUUCGAGAACUACACAUGUGUUUUUCAGAACGAAAAACACGCUAUGAACAGCACUACGCUCCUGGAAGUUCACAAACAAUGUGCAGAAUAUUCCCUUCUAAGUGUCAUAUUGGUUGCUGUUAUUUUGAUAUUUACUAUCAGUAUAAUUUGUAAGAUCAUACACCGGUUUAGAUGGCGCCUUCGCUACCUGUAUUACAUCACUGCAAAACAAUCAAACGCAGAUACAGCUGACCCAAAACCGUACAGGUAUGACGCUUUUAUUUCGUAUGCAGCGGAAAAUGAAACCUUUGCAAUUGACAUCAUCAACGAUUUGGAAAGAAAUAGUAAUCUUAAAGUUUGCUUCCAUAGCAGAGAUUUUAUUCCAGGCACAGCCAUUGCCGACAAUAUAUCGAAUGCCAUUCAGAAUAGCAGACGAACUGUGUGUUUUGUGACGUCACAUUUUCUACAAUCCUAUUGGUGUAUGUUUGAAUUCAACAUGGCACGAAUGGUGUCGUUCUAUUCUCGAGCCGGAGAAAAUAUUCUUAUUCUUGUUCUUCUUGAGAAAUAUCCGACACACAAGAUGCCAUUGGACUUGAUAGAGUUGAUUCAGUACAAUUCGUACCUGGAAUAUCCAGGGAAUUUUGUUGACAAAGAAUCCUUCACUUCACAGCUUGCAAAACACCUGUAGACUAAAUUUUGUAUUGAUGUAUUGAGAACAAAAUUAUUGCUGUUACGCAACUAGGUGAAGGGUUUCGAUAGUAAAAUGCACAAUAAUUUUGGGACAACAUUACACUUUGAAAUCAAAAGUAAAAGUACAAUUGUUACGGUUAAAUAUUGCAACAAUACUGCCUAUGUGUUGACUGUGAUUGAGCUACCAUACAUUUCUCUUAUUGUAUUUUCCCGUGACGUCAGUUGAAUAUUACGUAACACUUUAUUUUUGGAAAACACCAAGAGGCCCUAGUUGUAAACAAAAGUUCGGGUUCAUGCUUGUUACCAGAUGAAUGUUUAUUGCUAUAAUUAGAAAUAAAUAACGAAUAACCGUGGUUGUCAACGGUCCUAUAGAUACCAUACCGUUCAUAUACAAAACAGAAGAUGAUCUCAGCACUUUUUAAACGCAAAAAUAUAUCCAAAACACAUCUCAGAAAAAUUCAUAUAAUUGCUGGCUAUAGCAGUUGCACCCGAACUUUGCCAUUGUUUAUGUACAAUGAGAUUAUUUAUGCACAUAAGUGGAUUUUAAAACUCGUCAGUCAUUCAGAGUAGGGGGUUUUCAAGGUCACAAUGUGGUAUGAAUAUCUCAUUCGUGCAUAUUACUUACAUGUAUAUGUAUAUAUAAAAAGGGAAAGUGAUUUGAUAUCAUAAAGGAAUAAUAUUUAAUUAUUUGGCAAGCAUUUGACAAGAACAUUUUUUCACGUGCAUACAUCUUGUCACUUGAUAACAGUAGUAAUCAAAUAAGGACAAAAUAUUGACACUAUCCCUGCGACACAAGAUACAACAUAUUUUAUUGACCAAUCAAGUGCCCCUGAAGGCAUUGAUAAUAAAAAGAAGUACGAUCUAAACAUUAUUUCUAUAGAAAAUGAACAAUAUUGCUUAUUGCAUAAUCAUAACCAUGUAUCAUUGUCUCUUGUGAUUCAUACAUUUAAAUGUUCUUUUGUAUGUAACAACAAAAAAUAAACUUCCAAAAACCUGCAUGCACAAGAAAAUACAUAUGUUUAUACGUUGGCUCAUUUUAAUGUUUUUGAAAAUAAAAUUUCCAAGGAAAC
This is a messenger RNA of Ostrea edulis (European flat oyster), 3277 nucleotides long. RefSeq names its product toll-like receptor 4. Gene Ontology annotation, cellular component: membrane. Gene Ontology annotation, biological process: inflammatory response; immune response; toll-like receptor signaling pathway. Gene Ontology annotation, molecular function: transmembrane signaling receptor activity; protein binding. The coding region runs from base 1 to 2205 and encodes 734 amino acids. The record is from RefSeq and is a predicted model, not a curated record. Lineage: Eukaryota; Metazoa; Mollusca; Bivalvia; Ostreida; Ostreidae. The transcript has a single exon.